Molecule: messenger RNA, 873 nt
Organism: Neltuma alba
Lineage: Eukaryota; Viridiplantae; Streptophyta; Magnoliopsida; Fabales; Fabaceae
Product: calmodulin-like
Exons: 4
Coding region: 79-600 (173 amino acids)
Cellular component (GO): myosin II complex
Molecular function (GO): calcium ion binding
Source: RefSeq, a predicted model, not a curated record
UUUCCUUUCUCAUGGCAUGAAGUGGACGCCCAUGUUCUGUUUCCUUUCUCACUUGCCAUUCAUUCGUACUUUCAUAGCAUGAAGGACGCUCUGAGUGAAGAGCAGAUUGCUGAGUUUCUGGAAGCCUUCCGUCUUUUUGACAAAGAUGGGGAUGGUAUCUAUCUAUCUUAUAUGCAUAUCACGUUCUUCAACCUCUGUUUUCUUGCUGUUCAUGAAAAAGGCUGUAUAACCAUGGAAGAAUUAGGCAGUGCCAUCAGAUCAUUGGAUCAACAUCCUACCCAGGAAGAGUUGCAAUUUAUGAUCAGCCAAGUGGAUGCAGAUGGCAACGGAACCAUUGAGUUUGGAGAGUUCUUGAAUCUCAUGGCCACCAAAACCAAGGAAGCCGAAGCCGAAGCAGAAGAGGAAUUCCAAGAAGCUUUCAAGGCGUUCGACAAAGAUCAGGAUGGUUACAUAUCCCCCUCCGAGCUGAGGCAUGUUAUGAUAACUGUGGGAGAGAGGGUGACGGAGGAGGAACUUGAGCAGAUGAUCAGAGUGGCUGAUUUGGACGGCGAUGGCCUGGUGGAUUACCAAGAGUUUGUGAGGAUGAUGCUGGCUGUUUAAUUAUUUAUAUCAAUCAAGUCUUCAUUACGCUGCCUCGGCUGUGAUUAAAAGCAUCAUGUCGUUACAUCUAUCCUCCGCGUUGUGUGUAUUUCGACAAAAAGUAUAAUUCGUACAUCUUUUGUUUUAUUUAAUUCUUUCCCUUUAAUAGGAACUCCAAUUUCAUUAUCCCCCAUCAUUCCCUCUAUGGAGCUCACUUAAUUCUAUUAUACAUCUCAUCAAUGAACUCUGUUAAAAUUACUUGAUAUUUUCAAUAAUUACCAAUAUUUAACUCAA